Messenger RNA from Cloeon dipterum, 3567 nucleotides. RefSeq names its product E3 ubiquitin-protein ligase MARCHF6. Lineage: Eukaryota; Metazoa; Arthropoda; Insecta; Ephemeroptera; Baetidae. The coding region runs from base 146 to 3061 and encodes 971 amino acids. Gene Ontology annotation, cellular component: endoplasmic reticulum membrane. The transcript is spliced from 10 exons. Gene Ontology annotation, molecular function: zinc ion binding. The record is from RefSeq and is a predicted model, not a curated record.
CGCAAGUCACAGUUGCUACUGCAAUGUUGGCAAAAGUGAUUGAUGUACGUAGGAAGAGAAGUGAAAACUGUCAUGGGAGUCGAGCAGCAAUCGCAUCGUAAAUAAACACAAUUUUGACUCCAAAAAAGAUUGUUGGAAAGCAGUCAUGAUGUCGGAAGACGACCACCAGGCAGAUAUCUGCCGAGUGUGUCGGUGCGAGGGCUGCACGGAGCGACCACUCUUUUACCCUUGCAUCUGCACAGGCUCCAUCAAGUACAUCCACCAAGAAUGCCUGGUGCAGUGGAUGCGUUACAGCCGCAAGGAAUAUUGCGAGCUCUGCGGAUACAGGUUCUCUUUCACCCCAAUCUACUCUCCAGACAUGCCUCGGCGCCUGCCUUUCAGGGACGUGGCUGCGGGUCUUCUGUCCAGUGUAGCCACUGCUGUCAAACACUGGUGUCACUACACAAUUGUGGCCCUUGCCUGGCUGGGAAUAGUUCCUUUGACCGCUUGCCGAAUCUACCGCUGCCUCUUCACAGGAUCAGUGCACUCGGUGCUGACCCUGCCUCUGGACUUGCUGUCCAUGGACAAUCUUGCCGCGGACAUCCUGCACGGUUGCUUGGUAGUGACGUGCACCCUGUUCGCCUUCCUCAGUCUUGUGUGGCUGCGAGAACAGAUCCUGCACGGUGGAGGGCCCGACUGGCUGGAGCAAGAGCUGCCAGCAGACCCCAUUCCAGAGCCCGAUCCCGGCUUGCCUGAAGUCGAUUUGGCAGGUGGCGCUGGGCCCGUCGAAGGUAUCGCCCAGAUGGAUGCCGAGGUGAACCAGCAGCAGCCAGACGUGCAGGACAAUGCCCCAGCUCAAGCAGAUCAGCAGGAGGAGGCAGGAGGCGAUGGAAAUGACCUGGACGGAGGAGACGACGGUAACUGGAACCCUAUGGAGUGGAACGCCGCUGGCGAGGAACUCACAUGGGAGCGGUUGCUCGGCUUGGACGGCUCGCUUGUGUUCCUUGAGCACGUUUUUUGGGUGGUUUCAUUGAACACGCUGUUUGUGCUCAUCUUCGCCUUCUUCCCUUAUCAUAUUGGAAACUACAUUGUCAUGGGAAUCACAAUUGGACCCUACGUGGCUGCCUCGCAUUUUGACGGCCUAGUAACUACCCUGGUUGGCUACUGCGCAAUUGGCGUAAUUUUGGUGUUACUCCAUGCCAUCUCCAAAGUUCUCCAGCUCAGGAAGAUCUGUCGAGGACUCGGCUUAUGCUACGUGGUUGUGAAGGUGUCCCUCUUGUGCGUGGUCGAGGUGGGCGUACUGCCGCUGGUGUGCGGCUGGUGGCUGGACAUCUGCUCGCUGAACAUGUUCGACGCGACGCUGAAGGACCGUGAGACGAGCUUCCGUCAAGCGCCAGGCACAUCUCUCUUCAUCCACUGGCUUGUCGGCAUGGUUUACGUGUACUACUUCGCCUCGUUCGUGCUGUUGCUGCGCGAGGUGCUCCGUCCAGGUGUGCUGUGGUUCCUCAGGAAUCUCAACGACCCCGACUUCUCGCCCAUCCAGGAGAUGAUCCACAUGUCCGUGGCACUUCACGUUCGGCGUCUGCUCAUGUCGGCGGUCAUCUUUGGCACCGCUGUGUUGCUCAUGCUGUGGUUACCAGUGCACCUGCUCAAGAUGCUCUUUCCGGGCUUCUUGCCCUACGUCGUCACCCUGAGCACCGCCGCGGCCCCUGUCGUGCAGAAUGCUGGGCAGUCUUCUCUGGCGUCAGCCGUUUUCACUGGUGACCCCCAGGUUUCGCCGGCAGCGGUGGCCCACGAGGCGUCACCCACGCACGGAAGUGAACUGUCGCUGGAGUUGCUGCUUCUACAGGUUGUCCUGCCAGCUCUGCUUGAGCAAUCGCACACUCGGUCCUGGCUGAAAGCCAGCGUCCGCCUUUGGUGUGUCGCCGUUUCGUGGUUGCUUGGCUUGCGCUCGUAUUUACUCGGUGACGAGGAAGAUCGUGACCAGAACGGCGAAGACAGCUUUGAAGGUGACAAUGAGGAAGAGGAGGAACAGAACUUGGCCGAAAACAGGAACAACUUGAAUUUUGAUGGUAGUGAUGAUGAACAAGACGAGGGAGUGGAGGAAAAUGCCAAUGACGACAUGGAGUGGGAAGAUGUUGAUCCUCUCGACCUGGGAGCUGCACACCAACAACAGGCCCUUCUCCAUCGAGACCAGAGCAACAUGGUGGGCAACCAGCCGUACCACCGGCCAGGCUGCUUUGUGGCGCGCCUGGUUGGGCUGCUGCUAGUGCUGGCCAUAUCGCUGGUUGUGGCUAGCGUGGUUGUGCUGACAGUGCCGGUUUGGAUAGGUCGCCGACUGCUGAGCCUCAUCUGGAUCCGGCAGGGUGAAUCGAUGGCCGUGCACGAGCUGUACACAGCGGCCGCCGGCACUUACAUGUGCUGGGCCUCGGCCAGGUUCGUCGCCUUCAUGUCGGCAUGGGCGCCACGAGGUCGCGUCGCCGUCGGCAAGAGUCUACGCCGCAAGCUGGCCACCGCCAGCAAGUCGGUGGUGGCGGCCAUUGUGUUGCUUGGCCUCGUGCCUCUGCUCUUCGGCACCCUGCUUGAGGCCGUGGUCGUUGUUCCUCUCAGGGUGCCGCUCCACCAAACGCCGGUGCUGUGCGCCUGGCAGGACUGGGCCCUCGGAGUACUGUACACCAAGAUUGCUUGCGCCGUCACCCUCAUGGGGCCUAACUGGUGGCUCAAAGCUGCACUCGAGAGAGCCUACAGAGAUGGACUGAGGGAGUUGGAUCUGGUGCGGGUGAUGCGGGAGCUGGCUGCCCCGGUGUUGAUGGGCUUUGGUCUCGCCCUGGCUGUGCCAUACAUCCUGAGUCAGUCGAUUGUGCCCCUCUUUGUCACAAAUCCGAGCACCAAGGUUCUCCUAGCUCGCCGCAUCUAUCCAUUUUUGCUGCUGGCUAGUCUUUGCAUUGGUGCUGGAGCCUUCCAGGUUCGCCAGUUCCGACGAUUAUACGAGCAUAUUAAAAAUGACAAGUACCUCGUUGGCAGACGCCUUGUUAAUUACGAUCAGCGCAAGAAACAGAAAGCUCAGAGCACAGCACACUAGGAUGCUGGAGACUUCCCUGGCUGUGUGUGAUCCGUGUGGUGAUACUUGUUUUAUUACAAAGUAAUUAACAAAAAUGCGACUGCUGAAUAUAAAAAGACUUGCUGAAAUCUUAUGUCGUUGAAUUCAUUUUUGAUUUUCUUAACGACGUAAGAUGUAGAAAAGAAUCUGUCAAUCUUGUAAGAGAGAUUUGUAUUCCUUCUUGGCUAAGCAGAUAGCGCUUAUAAACCAUACCUGUCAUUUUUUUCUCAUUGUAAAAUAUCUAUUAAAAUUACUACCGGCUUAAAAUUUCUCAUUAACAUCUCAAUUGUUCCAAUUUUGAAGUGUAAUUAGUAAUACCCUUGAAAGUUUGUAUGGUUGAAAGAAUCGUCUCUGUAUGAAAGUAUGGAUGUGUUACAAUACAAUGUGCAUCAAGGCAUCAAUUCUGUGGCAAACUUUUAUUUUUCAAAUAUCUGCUGAAAAGCUGGUUGUUUCAAAAGAUUAUUAAAAUAAAUUGCGCUCUAAAUUGA